Eublepharis macularius is the source of this 1567-nucleotide messenger RNA. RefSeq names its product dynein axonemal assembly factor 4 (gene DNAAF4). The transcript has 9 exons. Gene Ontology annotation, biological process: cilium movement; outer dynein arm assembly; heart development. The record is from RefSeq and is a predicted model, not a curated record. Gene Ontology annotation, molecular function: nuclear estrogen receptor binding. NCBI's taxonomy places the organism in Eukaryota, Metazoa, Chordata, Lepidosauria, Squamata, Eublepharidae. The coding region runs from base 30 to 1271 and encodes 413 amino acids.
CGACGGCCUCGGCCCAGCAGGCGCCGGCCAUGCCCGUGUGGCUGCGCGAGUACAGCUGGCGGCAGACGCCCUCGCUCGUCUACCUGGCCGUGCCCGGGCAGGGCGGGCGCCGCCUCCUCGGCCGCCCGGACAUCUUCUGCGCCGAGCGGUACCUGAAGGUGAGCGCGCCGCCCUUCCUCUUCGAGGCCUUCCUCUGGGCCCCCGUGGACGAGGCCCGCAGCACGGCGCGCCUGCAGGAUGGCGCCGCCUUCUUCACCCUGCGCAAGAAAGAAGCGGCCCUGUGGGAGUCCCUCCUGGCCGAAGAGGUUGACAAGGAAAAAAUGCAGAGAAUCCGCGAGGAUGCCGUGCUUAAGGCUCACCAGCGUGCAAAAGAAGAAACGGAAGCCAAAGCCGUUCGGAAACGAGAGCGUUCCAAGUGUGCUCUGGAGGCCACAAUGAAGCUAGAAGAAGCAGAAAGAAAAAGGAUAGAAGAGCUAAAAGAAGCUGAGCGGAUGAAAGCCACAGAAGAGAUUGAGAAGUGGAAAAAGGAAAACGAGAAGCAAAAGAAGCUGCAAGGAAAGGGUCGCUUUCAUCCAAUGGGGGAACAGCACGAGAAAAGUGAAAUGAGAUCAUCAGGCCGAGGAGCGUCCAGAGCAGCAAGCAGAAGACUAGGAGUUGGAAGUUCUGGAAAUAUGUUUUCAGAGAAGUUACAGGAAGAAUUGGCCCCUGCUCCCCGGCGCGCUGGCAGCAUACAGCUCAGUUUCACUCCUCGUGUCUUCCCUACGGCUCUCAGAGAAUCCAGGGUUUCUGAAGAAGAGGAGUGGCUGCAGAGACAAGCAGAGGCUCGCAGAGCAAUCAACGCAGACCUUGCUGAGCUGGAGGAUUUGUCCGAAGAGGAAAAGAAUCCUGAUUGGCUGAAGGAAAAGGGCAACAAAAUGUUUGCCACAGGCAAUUUCCUCGCUGCUGUGGGUGCCUAUAAUUUGGCAAUUCGUAUCAACAAUAAGCUCCCAACCCUGUACUUGAAUCGAGCUGCUUGCCACUUAAGGCUGAGAAAUCUGCACAAGGCAAUCGAAGAUUCCUCAAAGGCCCUGGAUUUAUUGACACCACCUGUCCCAGACAAUGCUCAGGCAAGAGUGAAAGCUCAUGUCAGGCGAGGAACAGCAUUCUGUGAGCUGGAACUAUACACAGAAGGUCUGCAAGAUUACAUUGCUGCACUCAAGAUUGAGCCCAAAAAUAAAAAUAUAGAAGAGGACGCUGAGAAGAUUCGACGCAUCAUUCAAGAAACUGAAUGAUCUUGAUGGGACUGCCUGGCUUUGGUGAGCGCCAUUAGCUGAAGGCCUUGUGAGACAGCCUUGCUGUUGCUAACAAAGUGAAAUGUCUUUUGGGGUGAUAUUUUGCUGCAGUAUCAGUGGAUAAAAGGUCAUCCUUUUAUUCUCCUUAGCUUAAGUAGUAAGCAUAAUGUUUGAGGAGAAUUUGAGGUUCUUAUUUUAUAAAAAUGUUUUCUUUGUAAUGCUUCCUUGAAUAACAUCAGAACACAUAUUUUCUAAUUUAAUAUCUUGCUCAAUAAACAAAGGAGAAAGAAACCUAA